AUGGACACUACCGAAAGCGACUCUUCUGUCCCCAUAGCCGGUGACUCGGUCUUUAGUAUUUCACGACCGUCAUCUGCCUCUUCGAUCCGCCCUGCCGACACGCCGAAAGACCUCCCCGCGGGCGCCCCCGUAUCUCACCUAUUCCAGGUUCGACACACACCGACCGCCGGCCGUGCCGUUUUCGCUACCCAAGACAUCCCCGAAGGCACACUUGUAUGGCAGUCAACGGAUCUUACACUGUGCGUGUUGCUACGCGAGUAUAGACGUGAGGUGUGCGGGCAAUGUUUUGGGUACGACUAUGGACGAGAUCUGAGCAUACGAGACAAGACAGUGGGAUUUGCUUUCUGCUCAGAAGCGUGUCAGAAAACGUGGCAGGAGGAGCAGGGGGAGAUUGGGAUCCAGACUUGGACUGCUGUUGAGAAUCUGAUCCGAAAGAGGAGCAAAGAAGAUAGUGACAUGGUGGACGUUGACAUGCCGCGGCCCAAGAAAAAAGACAUUAGCAAAGCUUGGGAUAGUGUGGUUGGGCAGGCGGAGUUGAUAAGGAGUGCAAGGGAAGCGGAGCAAGCGGAUGGUGUGGACGGCCAAGCUGCGGUGGCCAUUUCGAAGCAGCACAAAAAGGCUGUUUCCAAGGCGCUACAGGGACGUAUUACCCCCGACGUGAUGAGUUUCUGUGUCAGUGGUAUCUUGUGGCGCCACCAUCAUCCUGAGCAGUGGGAGCGAUUAGAGGCGCUUGCAAACGACAACACGCCGUACCACAGUUCUGAUGAUCUGGAUGCUUUCACACGGGCCUACCUGCACUUGCUUGCGAUUCUGCCCGUGGAGCUCCUCCCACUGGUGACGGCGGAAACGCUUCUCACGCUGUCGAAGCGCGACUCGCACAAUUCGUUUGGCAUUCGCUCGCUCGAGGACGAAGGGUCCGAGUUCUUCGGCUAUGGAUGCUGGCCGGCUGCAAGCUACUUCAAUCACUCGUGCGGGCCGAACAUUGAGAAGAAGCGGGAGGGGAGGAUAUGGUAUUUCAGGGCGGGAAGAGAGAUUGAAAAGGGACAGGAGCUGUGCAUUACGUAUUUGAGUGGAGAGGAGAGGAAGCUGAGUCGCGGGCAGAGGAUGCUGAGGCUGAGUAAGACGUGGGGAUUUGAUUGUGGAUGCGAGAGAUGCGAGGCGUUGUAG
This is a messenger RNA of Bipolaris zeicola 26-R-13, 1167 nucleotides long. RefSeq lists its product as uncharacterized. Gene Ontology annotation, cellular component: nucleus. The record is from RefSeq and is a predicted model, not a curated record. The coding region runs from base 1 to 1167 and encodes 388 amino acids. Gene Ontology annotation, molecular function: protein binding. NCBI's taxonomy places the organism in Eukaryota, Fungi, Ascomycota, Dothideomycetes, Pleosporales, Pleosporaceae. The transcript has a single exon.